This is a messenger RNA of Podospora bellae-mahoneyi, 1585 nucleotides long. RefSeq lists its product as uncharacterized. The coding region runs from base 57 to 1367 and encodes 436 amino acids. Lineage: Eukaryota; Fungi; Ascomycota; Sordariomycetes; Sordariales; Podosporaceae. Gene Ontology annotation, molecular function: carboxylic ester hydrolase activity. The transcript has 2 exons. The record is from RefSeq and is a predicted model, not a curated record.
UACUCACGCUCAGUUCUUCAAGCUCAGGUUGAUCGUUACCCGAGCUCACCCUCAGAAUGUUGUCCUUGUCAAAACUGGCCGUCCUGGGCCUGGGGCUCAUCUCACAAGCUUCGGCCGUGAUCCUACAAAACGGCCAAGUCAGAGAGACCAACUUCCCCAACACCCGCCUGGACAGCUUUUCUCCCUCUUCCUACAGGACAUAUCCCGCAAACGCGAGUGAGAUCUCCUAUAAGGGGCGCUGGGACUCCAAAUAUGUCUCCUGGUGGUCAGCCCCCGGCAUCAAAUUCGGCUACACCGGCCAGACCGUCGCCAUCACCUUCGGCAACUUGACCACCGACCGCGUCCUCGUCGGCUACCGAAUCGGCGGCCUCGACUGGAUCUUCACCAACAUCACCGCGGGCGCCACCCACCUCCUUGUCUCCCCAGAGACCCCCGGCUCCUCCCUCACCGGCCCCAUCAACCCCUGGACCUUUGAACUCCGAGUCUCCAACUGGGCGUACGGCAUCCAAAUCGACUCCGUCCACGUCGCCAAAGGAGAGAAACUGAUCAAAAUCCCCGACCAUGGCCGCCGCAUCGAAGUCAUCGGCGACAGCCUCUCCGCGGGCAUGUACACCACCUACGAGGGCCUCACCAGCUGGGCCUACGGUCUUGGGGCUGGUUUAGGAAACACCGAGUACUCCGUCACCGGGUACCCGGGCAUUUGCGCCGCAGAUCAAGACUGCUGGGGCAACCCCCGAGGGCAAGUCCAUCAGUGGUUUUACACCUCCGACACCAGCUGGAGAGCCUCCCAAAUUUGGGGGGACAACCCUGAGCCAUGGAACUUUUCCAAGCAACCCGCCGCUGACAUCGUCGUGAUAAACAUCGGCACCAACGACCACAACCAACACAACAACGUCUCUACCGAGGCGUACAUCGACGCGCUGGGCAAGAUCAUCCAGGGUGUCCACGGCAAGUGGCCCAAAGCACAAGUCAUCGUCAUGUCCCUUUGGCUAGGGUUCUACCAGCAGGGGAAUACCUACCUCCCCAACGCGCCGGAGGGCUGGGUGAAAGAAAUCCAGGACUUGGUGAAGUACUUCAACUCGGACAAGUACCUCAGCCAGCCGGUGAUCUAUGACGGGGUGACGAAGAAGAGCACCAAGUUGAGGGUGAAGAGGAAGGAGAGCCCGUUUGUGCACUGGUUCAAUACCAAGGGGAUCUUGCAGCAUAAUGAUAUUGGGCCGCAGUGGCAUCCGACUGAUGUGGGGGCUAUCAAGGUUGCUAGUCACUUGCAGCAGUUUAUCAGGAUCAAGUUUGGGUGGGAGUUGGAGGCUACGGGGCCGGAGGUGUGGCAUGAGACGCUUUAUUGGAAUGAUGAGAGUGGUUAUUAGGGGGGUAGAGGUGUUCUGUUCUGUGCAUAAGGUUAGGUAUGAGAUUGCGAGAGUCGAAAUAUAUGAAAUAUAUGUUUGGGACAGCUCGCAAGAUUGAAAAGUGCCUGUAUACUGCGUUGUGUGUGUUUAGAAGCUCCUACAAACAACACAUGGCUGCUUUCUGGCUUGUUGUUGUAUGAACAGUCUCCGUAGGUACCUCACGCAAAAAAAAAAAAAAA